This is a messenger RNA of Heteronotia binoei (common prickly gecko), 1646 nucleotides long. RefSeq names its product UAP56-interacting factor-like. NCBI's taxonomy places the organism in Eukaryota, Metazoa, Chordata, Lepidosauria, Squamata, Gekkonidae. The transcript is spliced from 9 exons. Gene Ontology annotation, molecular function: mRNA binding. The record is from RefSeq and is a predicted model, not a curated record. Gene Ontology annotation, biological process: mRNA export from nucleus. Bases 112 to 993 code for a protein of 293 amino acids.
GGGAAGGGGGUGCCGCUGAGACAGCUGGCGGAAGGCAGGCGCUUGUAGGGCGCUCUGCUAGCUUUUCUUCCCCGGUCCGCGGGGCCGCUGCGGGCGCCCACGCCACGUCCCAUGGAGGCGCCGGGCGGACAGCAAGAACCGGCGGCGGCAGGAUCGGGGCCCAGCGGCUCAGAGGAGAUCGACCUGUCCUUGGAUGACAUCAUAAAGCGCAACAAGAAAGGACAUAUAAUGGCAACAGGGAACAGAUGGAGGCAGCAGCUCAAGAACAGAAAACCACCCUACAGCAAUGGAAGACCUCGAUUUCGAAUCUGGGCACCACAAAGUGCACAAGGACCCUACAGGUUUCGAGGAGGGUUUAGAAAACAGCAGUAUUACAGAAAACAGUUUUGGAAUGGCAUGACUGGUCCCAGGCAAAGAUCAGCCACUGGGCCAAAUGGCACAAGUCCCUUAAAUCGGCCAGCAUCAACUGAACAGCAGAGCCAACAAGAUGAAACCAUGUUGGAGGGGAACGGUGAUGGAGUAGCAGCCAAUCCACAGCAGGGACAGCCCACACGAGUCAAGCAGUUCAGAGGCCCAAAUGCUUUCCCACCCACACAACGGCCUUUCCAACUAAAUCGAAGACCAGCUUUUAUGCAGAGGCAAUCCAAGUUCAACUUCAGCAGAGGGCAAAAAGAGUCAAGUUCAGGCAGGAAACAGCCAUGGAUGAGAAGGUGGCAGCUUCAACCCAGCUCUGGAGCUGUCCUGACCAUUUCUGUGUCUAACCUACAAGCUAAUCAAAUUAAAACGCCAGGAGCCAAGCGCCCAUUCUUGAGAGGGAGGAGCACCCCAACAAAGAUGACGCUUCCUAAGCCCAAAGGGGUGCCUUUGAGGUUCAACUUCCGUGCCAUGGCUAACCAGACAAGCUUGACCUUGAACGAAAGGUUCUCUGGCCUGAGGCACAAGCGUCGUUUUACAGCACUAAGAAACACAAGCCGUAUGGUCACUCUGCCAUAACUGUGCCCUCUUGGUGGAUUCAGACCAGCUCUGGAAAAGGAUCCAGUCACUGAACCCUACUGAUUUUCUGCCACUUCCUUAAUGAUGUUUUGGGAUCAUCUCGACACGGUUAUGGACCCAUCUAACCUAACAUCACUGAAGUUUCUGCACAAUGGUGGCCCAUGGACCAGGGUCAGACUCUUCUUUCAAGCCUCACCACUAUGGCCCAGGCAAUAUCACCCUCAAGUUUUUGGCUUGGGGUAAAUGGAGUUUGGUUUGAGGCCCUUGAGGGAGCCAGUGCCAGGCCUGAUCUUGGUUAUGAGAGAGUGACAUGGGAAGGAAGGAAGAAGUCCUCAUCUUUGUCCUUCAACACACUUAGAGGGAUGAGUCAGCAUUGUCUCGUUCAUGAUAACUUUGCAACUUCACACCUUUGAUUCAGGACUCAGGAGCCACUUGUUAUUAGUUCCCUUUCUGCACUGAGAUCAGAAGGCAACACUGCUUGGCUGAGUAGGGAAGGAAUGUUGUAUGUGUGUGCUGCAUAGGGAAUGUGGGUGGGAUUUUUGUGUGUUUUGGUGGGGAGGGUGGCCUGGAAAGCACUUUUACAGAUAAGUUUGAACAUUUGGUUGUGAUGAGCUACUAAUACACUUAAUAAAACCAUUUUAGAAGCUUCACAA